Pocillopora damicornis (cauliflower coral) is the source of this 1164-nucleotide messenger RNA. RefSeq names its product hemicentin-2-like. The record is from RefSeq and is a predicted model, not a curated record. NCBI's taxonomy places the organism in Eukaryota, Metazoa, Cnidaria, Anthozoa, Scleractinia, Pocilloporidae.
UGCAAUCAACGACUCCAGUAUGACAAAGAAAGCGCAACCUGGUGAAGGGAUGUACGCUGAUCUUGGGGAAUUUUAUCAGAAGGCACCCGCCCCUCCAACCACACCGGUUACAAUGCCUCCUGAAUACGAGAAAACAGAAUAUGCAGAAAUAAGUCAAUUCCUUCGCGGACCAGUCAAGACAGAUGAAGAGAAGGAAGACGAAUCAAAUAAUGACGGAAACUCGUCCCCCGACAAAGAUUCAUCCCCUGACAAGGGCGAAGAUCCAUCACCUGAUAUGGGCGAUGCUGGUGACAGAAACAGUAGCGGACCGGUAGAAUUUCUCGUGGACAUUUAAUGGAAGAUGACAGUGGUAAGAUGUUGGAAUUUGCUUCUCUCUCAAGUAUUUCAGAGCUCAGUAUCGACGUAACUGUUCUCCUGAGGGAUGUGUUAGCUAUUCCAACAUGAAGAGCACUUGUGCAUCUGCUAUAAUAAACCAUUGUUAAACUGUCGGCAUUGCUGUCGUAGCGCCUGCAAAAAUCGCAAACCUUGUCGAAUUUCUGUCAUUUUUUGCUUUUCAGCAGCCGCUUGCCUUCCUCAAUGGGCUCGAAUUUAGCAGUGUAAGCAAAUGACGAAAGCAGAAUGUCUUCAUAGCUCAAAUUAUAACUUUACCUUUAGUUGCCUUUUGUAUCUCGUUUCAAAUUCAUCACCUUAGCUCAAGAGAAAGAGUAAUUGAAAUUCAGACUUAGUUCAUUUUGAAUUACAAUACACCUAACGUUUCGUACAUUUUGGUUUAUGUUGACGUCCAUCUCCUUCACUUGUUUAUUCAUGUGUGAUUGUUUGUUUACUUUUGAGCCGGCGUUUGUCGGUCUUACUGAUGAAUUGUCAUUAUUUACUUGAGGUUGUGGCUGAAUUUAUACCCUUACUGGUACAACAAACCACUUUAUUCGAUAAUUAACUUGUGAUAUUUUAUGUUUUGUUUUGUUUUUUGUUUGCUUGUUUGUUUGUGUGUUGUUGUUGUUGUUUUUUUUGGCAUUAAUUACUAAGUCGCAAGAGUGUUGUGAAUCAGAUAAUUAACGUACUGUAGUCCUGAUGUACCUUAGCUAUAAUGACCCAUUCGCUCAGCGUUCUUCUUGAAAGAACAGACAACACUUGGCAACCGAUAGCAGCAAUAACUCAGGGUGGCCU